UGACCAUCUCCCAAGCGGAGUUUCCACGACAGCUGGAAGCCGAGCGGCACAGGCGCAUCGCGUCUCUGCUGAAAUUAUUUGAAAAUAGCCGGACUUCUGCUCGUCGCAGCACCUCCAGAUAAACCCCGGUCUGGCAUGGGCGACAAGAGGAGUCCCACAAGGCCGAAGCGUCAACUGAAGCCCUCCUCCGACGAGGGGUUUUGGGACUGCAGCGUGUGCACGUACAAGAACACAGCUGAGGCUUUUAAGUGCAUGAUGUGUGAUGUCAGGAAGGGGACAUCAACAAGGAAGCCUCGUCCCGUCUCCCAGCUCGUCUCUCAGCAGCAGGUAACGCAGCAGUUCGUGUUGCCCUCGCAGCCCAAAAAGGAAAAGAAGGAGCGAGUAGAGAGGGAGAAGAGCGACAGAGAGCCGGCGCUCAAGAAGAACAGUCACAAGAAGAUGAGGCCGAGAUUAAAAAACAUCGACCGGAGCAGCGCCCAGCACCUAGAGGUGACGGUUGGGGACCUGACAGUCAUCAUAACGGACUUUAAGGAGAAGGCCAAGCCCUCGUCCACCUCGGCCACUUCCUCCAGCUCCACGUCGUCGGCCGACCAUCACAGAGAGAACGGCUCCAGCUCAGAAAACACAGAGAAGGGCCUUUCCUGCUCCUCCUCACCGCGAGGAGAGGGGAGCUCGGUCAAUGGAGAGUCUCACUGAGUCAAAACCUCCACAUCUAGUCUCCACCUACAUCUCAUCUGCAAGUCCACAGGUCACUAGUGGAGCAACCUGCCUCUACUUUAGAGCUGCACAACAAUGACUAAAAACUUGUCAUUUUUGGCUUUCAUUCUUUUGGAUAUCUCAGUUUCAGUAGGAAUUUUGACUAGUCAGAUUUGGCGAGUUUAAUCAGUUGAAAGAUUUUCCACAGCAGUGGACUAAGAAAGCAAUAUUAAACACCUUUUUUUGUGUUGGAACCGUUUGGUGAUUUUAAAUUGGAUUAUUUUGUCUAAUCAAAAGGAUGCCGCACAAUGUCCAAAGCUCGCUACUAGAAUAUUUACUCACAGACAGCUUUAUUCUCAUGAGGAACUUCUUCAGAGUUUUGGACAAACUUUGGACAGAGUGCUGGAUCCUUUUGCUUUAUGCUUUCCACCAGAUGCACCAAGCCUUCAUGAAUCAUCUUUUUUUUCCAGCAAUAUUUUUGUUGAGUGAAAUGUGCAGCCCUACUCUUACCAUCAUCAUCGUCAUCAGUGGCCGGCAGAGUGACCUAUUCUUCCCCCAUGUGGAAUUUUCUGCCUUUGUCUGGAAUCUUUAUGUGCUAUAAACCUGAACCACCCGUUUGCUCAGUGUCCCCGCAAUGAACCUGCAACCUGACAGCAAACCUUCACUCCUGAACUCGAUACUCUAAGCUUUUGCUCCUGGACUGCCUCUGCUGUAGAGUGACUUUUUUUGGAACAGCAUAGCGACUGUACUUCUCCAGGCACCAUUUGAGUGCUUUUGCAUAAUGUUCGGAGCAGACUGGUUAGGGAAAAUGUGACUGUGAUGUUCCUGUAUAGGCACCUGUCAGGACAGCAUGUUAUGAUUUUAAAGGAAAAUCCUGGUGUCGUGUUGGUUGAGUUUGUGCGACAGUGGGCUAAGUUGCAGAUACAUUCAAUUACCUUGCAGACAUGACUGUGAUUAUUUUGUGCAGUGACUAUCACAAACUUGUAUUAAGUUGUUUCUUUUGAGGGAGAAGCUCAUUAAUUAGUGACUCUACAGAGAAUUAUUAUUAGCUGCAUGUAGGUUUUAGCUUAUCAUCUUGGUUUUUUGAUGCUCACAUAGACCAUCAUCAACUACUCAUUGUCCAAAUGGCAGAAGACUGAUGCUGCUUGAUGCUAGCUAAAUGUGGACAAAAAUCAUAGGUAAGUAAAUGGAUAAAAAAUGAAUCCAGAGGCACCAAUCAAGGUGAACCUUAUGCUAGUAUACAUCAAUCAACCACAACAUUAAAACCGCUUCAAAAAUGUUUUAUAGGCCGACCUUGUGCCAUCAAAGCAGCAUCAACUCCACAAAAUCUCAAAAAAUGUCCAGUGGUAUCAAACGUUCUCAUCAGAUCCUUCCAGUCCUGGGAAUUGUAAUUUUGGACCUCCAUGAAAUCGGACUUUCCAGCAUAUCUUCAGAUUGAUUUCUGGGAGAUUAUGAAGGUCAAGUGAAUCCCUUGACUUGUUCCUCAAACCAUUCCUGGAGAAUUCUUGCAGUGCGGCAGGAAGUAACAUCCCACUGAAAGAGACCGCUGCAGUCAGGGAAUACCAUUGCAAUGAAGGGGUGUACAUGGUUUGCAGCAAUGUUUAGAGAGGCAUCAAAGAAGCAUCUACAACCCAAGGUUUCCCAGCAGAAUGUUGUCCAGAACAUCACACUGCCUCUGCCAUCUUGCCUUCUUCCCAUAGUGCACUUGUUACCACCUCCACAGUCCAGUUCUUCACUCCCCUCACGCAUCAGCAACUGUUGCAGGUUCACUGGUUGUCCUUCCUUGGACCAUUUUUAGAGUAAACUAACCACUGCAUACAAGGAACACCACAAGACCUGCUGUUUUGGGGAUGUUCUUCCCCGGUCGUCCAAUCAUCACAAUAUGGCCCAUUUUACCUGCGUCCAACACGCCAACUUCAAGAACUGACUGUUACCUCACCAGUCACUGUUUUUUGAAGUUGUGGCUGACUGGUGUAUGUGUACUAGAUGUAUACAUUGCCUCUACACUAGCCUUAAAACCAGCAACAUGUCACAAAUCUUUUCUGUCCCUAGCUGCUUCUUUUUUUUUUUUUAAAUCACUUAAUGCAGCUUUAAAAUAUACUCAGACUUGUAAUGCAUUGCAGUCUUGGUCAAACUUUAUUUGUCGCUUUACAACUACAUGAAGCAGACAAAAAACUAUUACUAAUCACUGCCAUCCUUCAUGAUAAUUCCAUUACAUUUUAUUUGACAUGCUUUUAUUUUCUUGAGCAAGAGCCAGGUUUGUCACAGUAAAGCUUCAGACAUUAAAAAAAAAGAAAUGCACAAUGUCUGAGGAAAUAUGGAAAGUGGUAAAGAGGCUGUGGUUAUAAACGACACCAGUAUUUUCCUUUUUAAUCCGUCUGUGCUGCACAAACAGGGCUGCACCGGUCGGUUGUCUCAGCGGAAAAGCGGAGGGUGCUGAUACUCCUCUGCACCCACCUCUUUGGAUACAGCACCGGAAACAGAGUUGACUUCUGGACACGCACUUUUAUGAGCUGUAUAGGUGACGUCUCGCAGCGUGAUGGACUUCAGAAACUGACGUAGCAAAAAUGGCAGACCUUUUAGAGCGUACUAAACUCCCAGCAGAACAACUAUAGAUCAACCUUACUACACAAUAACUUAUAAAAACCUGUAGAAUAAGUACAGAUUAAAUAGAUAUUUCUAAAAUAUUGUACUACAAUGUUUUGACGUGGUUGUAUUAUCCAUCAUACGAGUGUUAUUGUCGAGAUUUUUACUUACAUUUUAGCACACAUCCUGAAAACUCAUGGCAUGAUAAUAUUACGGUAUUGGUAUAUUGUGGGACAGCCGAUGUCUCUUAGUUUGUUAGUAUUGUUUAAUGUGUCGGAGACGUACUCUCUCAGGUUCAGCACUCUAGCUGGGACUAGGUGUGUGAACUCGAGAAGAACUGUUGGGACGAACAUUUGCUAUUCGUGAUGAUAACGGAAAGACACUUAAAAUGUGUUAGUGUCACUUAUUAAUAUAGGUUUGUUUUUGCUUUGCCAUGCUCAUUUGUUUUAAAAUGUGUGAACUUGUUUAUUACAGGUCUGAAUAAGAAAAUUACAAAAUUCAAACUGAAAAAAAAAAAUGUUUUGUCAA
Amphiprion ocellaris (clown anemonefish) is the source of this 3810-nucleotide messenger RNA. RefSeq names its product YY1 associated factor 2 (gene yaf2). Gene Ontology annotation, biological process: positive regulation of DNA-templated transcription. Bases 136 to 696 code for a protein of 186 amino acids. The transcript has 4 exons. The record is from RefSeq and is a predicted model, not a curated record. Gene Ontology annotation, molecular function: transcription coregulator activity; DNA binding. Gene Ontology annotation, cellular component: nucleus. NCBI's taxonomy places the organism in Eukaryota, Metazoa, Chordata, Actinopteri, Pomacentridae.